AUGGUCGAUCUGGUGGAUAUCUUCUUCCGUGGUCUGAGCGUCUCGGUCGUCUCCUUCCUCUUAAACUCUCUCCUGGAGCUCCGCAAGGCCAUGUCCAUGGCGGUGGAAUCCUCCUCUCCUCCCCCGGUACCUUCCCCCGGCCCAUGGAAGAGAUUCUCUGAGGCCCUUCCCCUGGUUUCCAAGAGACACAAGGCUACUCCUCCAGUCUCAGACGAAGGCGGGGGAGCCGCCGAGUUGCACCGGCGGCGGAGGCCGACGAGGAUCGCCAUACCGGCGGCCGACGUGGGUUCUGCGUUUCCCGACGGGGAUACUGUGGAUUCUGAGGAGGAUAGAGAGUUCCAUCUCCAGGAGAGGUGCUAUUCCGUGGCGAGCAGGAGGGGUAACAGGAGGGUGAUGGAGGACGGCUAUGGAGUCAUCACCAACAUCCGGGGAGACCCGAAACAGGUAAGACGAUGACGACUAAGGCAUCAAUGUUCUUCUUCUUCGCUAUGUGACUAAAAAUGGAAAGAAAUGGAUUGUUCCUCGGCUGCAGAGACAUGUCUUGGACAAUCAGAGAAGCACUUUGAUUGAAAGAUAUUAUCUUUUUUUCUUAUUGGACAAAAAAGAUCGCCUGUUUUUCUUAGAAGUUGAUCUCUUGCAGGCAUUCUUUGGCGUGUUCGACGGCCAUGGAGGGCGAGCAGCUGUAGACUACGUCUCCAAGAACUUGGGAAAGAACAUCGUAGCAGCCCUUGAAGAUCUAGAACAGAAGGGGAAUGGAGACCCGGAAACAGCAAUAGUCCGAGGAUAUCUCGCCACCGACGAAGGGUUCCUGAGCCAGGUACGAAUCGUCGAAUCAUCCGUCCCGGGGAAGAAAACUCUGAUCUGAUCAGAUAAAAUGUGAAUCUAGUUUCAUUGACCUACGACUGAGUCAAGAAGGAAGACUAUAAAUCUACGAAUCGACGACUCCCUGCGAGAGUUUGAAUCAAGAAGGGAAACAUUUUACGUGAGAGAUAAUUAGUCAAACGUUGACGGUGUUCUAAAUGGCAGGCCGUUGGCAGCGGGGCAUGCGCCGCAACCGUGCUGCUCAAAGACGGCGAGCUGCAUGUGGCGAACGCUGGCGACUGCAGGGUAGUGGUGACCAGGAACGGCGUCGCCACCGAGCUCACGACGGACCAUCGCCCGGAAAGAGAAGACGAGAGGACCCGCAUCGAGAACUCGGUGAGUUGCGCAUCGAUAAAUAUUAGAUUUUGAUACGAUCGGAGAAGUUUACAGAUUAUGUUUCAAGGUGGGUCUAGUCUCACGCGCUGGGCAUCCACAGGGAGGGCUUGUAAGCUGCCACAAUGGUGUCUGGAGAGUCCAGGGCUCCCUCGCCAUCUCUCGGGCCAUCGGAGAUAUUCACCUCAAGGACUGGAUAAUCUCUAAGCCUGAAACGACGAAGCUCGAGCUUACUUCCGACUGUGAGUUCCUGAUGAUCGCCUCUGACGGCCUGUGGGAGAAGGUAUUCGCUGGCGAGAACCUCAUUUACCGGAGAUUUCCUGAAAACCCUAAUCAACACUUCGAUGGCCGACAGGUUUCCAUCGAGGAAGCUGCAGAGAUCGUCGCUGAGCACCGGAGCUCGGUGCAGAGCUGCCGGAGGCUCGUCGACAUGUCCUCCGGCCGAGGUUGCAGAGACGACAUCACCGUCAUGGUCGUCGAUCUACGGAGAUUUGUGCGAGGUAGGAAGACGGCGCAGUAG
Molecule: messenger RNA, 1714 nt
Organism: Spirodela intermedia
Lineage: Eukaryota; Viridiplantae; Streptophyta; Magnoliopsida; Alismatales; Araceae
Source: the annotation of a GenBank genome assembly